GGCGGAUCGCCGAUUUUCGUGUAAGCCCCGCCCACCAUGACGACGGUAACUAGCCCGACAUUAAACGCAUAAACAACAUGGCGCGGAUCAUGUCGUUAAAGGACAUACCAGACGAUUUUUCCGCAUCAUACAUGUUACAUACACCGUCCCUUCGGCAAAAACAACAGGCUGCCGCGUUUAUGAAGGAAUCCUAUGUUAAAUCAGUCAAAUUAUAUGCACAAGAGCGCGAAAAUAUGCUAAUAAAAGCCGAAGUAUAUCGGAGUCAGAGGAAAACGGAGGACCCACACAAGAUCAACAUUGAGGCAACUUUGAUGGGAAGAAAUUAGACGAUGCACAUUGCAGUUGCAAAGCUGGUAACUCGGUGCAUUUUACCAAUGUUUGUGUUUCCAGUUACUUGCUAACUAAAGGGUGCACAUACCAGGGAGGCAGGCCAAUGUGCACAUGUCUUAGCUGUUAUCAUGAUUCUGGAGCAGUGGAAGAUUUCUGGUUUUGUUGAAAUUCCCUCAAUGCUGUCAUCAACUUCCCUACCCCAACAGUGGGAUAAGCCAAGAGGUGACAAGAUUCAACCAGAACCAGUGUCCCAGAUGAUCAUUUCCAACCCAUCAAACCUAAACAGAAAAAGAAAGCCAAUUGUGGCUUCCUUUGUGGACACACGGAAAACUGAAAUCAGUGAAAUGGAUAUGGAAAUCCUGAAAAAGUUUAAACAAGCCCCAAUUUCCUAUCUGGUAUCCACAGCAGCAGGACCAACUGUUGACACUCCAUUCGGUGCUCAUUACAUAGGAUUUCCUCUCAGCUAUCAUGCACCAUUGAUUUUACCUAUUACAAAACCCCGUGCAGCAGAAAACUGUGGAAGUACUGUGUUCCCAAAAGCCCUUCAUACCUGCGUUGACCUUGAAUGCAUUCAAAACCUUACACAUGAAUGGACUGAGCUGAAUUUGACACAGAGUGAUGCAAUUAAUUUGGAAAAAUCAACAAGAUCUCAGAGUCUGAACCAAAUAUGGCAUACAGAACGAAGUAAGAGAAUAACGGCAUCCAAUUUCGGACUAAUCAUAAGAAGAAAAAAAGACGUAAACCAGAAAUUUUUAAAGAACACAUUUCAAAAGAAUGAUUUCACAUCUUCUGCUACAUCAUAUGGUAAAGUGAAUGAACACAUUGCCAAGCAAAUGUACAUUAAGAAAACCGGACACCACCUUCAUGAUAUAGGAUUGAUUGUAAACACAGAACUACCAUUUCUAGGUGCUACUCCUGAUGGCAUAGUGUGUGAUAAGUCUGAAAGUGGCUUGAUUGAAAUUAAAUGUCCUUACUCUGUCAGAAACAAGACCAUCAGUGAAGCAUGUGAAACAAGAAAUGAUUUCUUCCUCCAAAGAAAUGGCGACACUUUCAGCUUAAAACAUGAGCAUUCCCACUGGUAUCAAGUCCAAGGACAGCUUCUAGUUACUGGAGCUCCAUUUUGUGACUUCAUUACAUAUACCAAACAAGACUUAUAUAUAGAAAGAGUUUAUCCAAACAAGUCUACUAUGGAUGUGUUAGUUCAGAAACUAGCUACGUUUUAUGUCCAACAUUUUAAGCCAUUUAUCCACAAAUGUGAUUCUGAUCUACAUGUAUAAUGUUGAUUUACCACACCAACUAUGAAAACAAGAAUGUGUUUGUACCUGACAUAAUAUGCCCCCUUCCCUCAUAACAACAAGGACACAAUAAACACUGACUCAGUGUGACAGAAAGAUUUGUUUACAGGUCAUUAAUAUCUUUGUAUGGUAGAUAUAUGUAGAGAGUCUUGGAGAUAAAAUUCUGUUUGCUGUCAUACACUUAAAUUUGUAUAUAAAUGUACUAGAUAAUUCAAAUUCAGUUGAGUGAAGUUCUCUUUACACUUUCAGUGAAGUAUUUACUUUUUUUUUUAUUUUGGUGCAUAGAUAUCAUGUCAUUUGCAAAUACUGAUCCUUGAUACUAAUAUUCAAUCAUAGAACAUAAUUACCAGGAAGAAUUGGGUUCACAUUUUCUGUUGUUGAUGCUUGAGAACUUGUAGUUGCAGUCGUUGAAACAUGUUGGAUUUCAGAAGAUGCCUUUAACACAUCACUGCCAGCUUCAUUGUGCUGAUUCCUUUGAUAUGGAUUACAAAGAGACAUUUUUCUUACAAAUAUUUUUUUAAAGAUGAAUUUUUUGUCAGACUGGGUAAAGGUUUUGCUUAAAUAUAGUACACUGUACAUGUGUUGUCAUUUUUUUUAAUGUGAGAAUAUUUACUUCAAAAUGCUUUAUCUUGCAGAUGUAUCAUGCAAUACUAUAUAUAUAUAUAGUUAUAAUUCAGGGUGUCAAGUCCCUAUUUAUUCCUAUAAAUUCAAAGGUUCUUAUAUAUACCCUACCAGUCAUUAUAAAAA
Ostrea edulis (European flat oyster) is the source of this 2372-nucleotide messenger RNA. RefSeq lists its product as uncharacterized. The transcript is spliced from 5 exons. The record is from RefSeq and is a predicted model, not a curated record. Bases 459 to 1607 code for a protein of 382 amino acids. NCBI's taxonomy places the organism in Eukaryota, Metazoa, Mollusca, Bivalvia, Ostreida, Ostreidae.